AUGGGGCCGCGGGAGCCCCGCCGCCGGCUGGAGGCGGUGCUCGCAGCCCUCUACGACCUGGGUGAGGAGCCCGGCGGCGCCCUCGGCGCUGCGCAGGACGGCGAGAGGAGCGCAGGGGCGGCGGCGGAGGAAGGAGAGGAGGAGGAGAGCCGGGGGCUGCAGCCGGCGGCGGGUGGGCGGCGCGGGGCCCGCGAUUUCUUCGGGGAGCUGCGGGCCGAGCUGAGCGCCGCCGCCGCCGCCGCCCCGCCGGCCCCGGCCGCGCCGCCGGCCGUGGAGGUCGUGGUGUUCCACGGGAGGAAGAGGAAGGAGCGGCACAGCCCCGCGGCAGCGCCGGCCGGCGGAGCCCAGACCCAAAUAGUGAAUGAAGAGACAAAUGUGAACAAACAAGAAUUUAACUUUGAAAAAGCUCGUCUGGAAGUGCACAAGUUUGGAAUCACUGGCUACAAGAAGCAUGAACAACGCAUAUGGGAACAGGAGCGUGCUAUCAUGCUGGGAGCCAAGCCCCCCAAAAAGGAACAUGUGAACUACAGGACUUACCAAGAGAAAAUGAAAGAGAAAAAAGCAGUGAAAGAUGCUGAUAAGGAAAAGGAACAUAAGGGUGAUUCUCUUAAGAAGAAGAAGAAAGAACAGAAGGAGAGGAAGGCCAAAAGGAAGAAAUCAGUGCCUAGCAUUUGGCCUGCAGGACAAGUUGGAAAAUUCAGAGAUGGGACCUUGAUUCUGCAAAGCCAUGAUAUAAGGAAAAUCAAAUCAUCCAAAGUUAGGAAAUGAACUUAAUGAUAGAGUGAAAUGGACAAUAUGCAUAAGGUAGAAUUCAUGUUGCUACCAACACAGACUUACAGAGCCUCUCACCUUCCCACCAUGCCCUAAUUUUUUAAAUUUUGUUGUUGCAGCAUUUUCUAUGUUCCAUUCUGCCUUGGGAAGAAUAUGAGAAUUUACCAUUUUAUAAAUAAAAAUGAGAGUUUUUAUUAA
This is a messenger RNA of Lepidothrix coronata (blue-crowned manakin), 969 nucleotides long. It is a transcript of the gene FSAF1, whose product is annotated as chromosome unknown C1orf131 homolog. The transcript is spliced from 7 exons. The coding region runs from base 1 to 768 and encodes 255 amino acids. Lineage: Eukaryota; Metazoa; Chordata; Aves; Passeriformes; Pipridae. The record is from RefSeq and is a predicted model, not a curated record.